AACGGUCGCAAAAAACGACAGAGAACCCAAGUCUUGAGCAGCUUUUCUUGAAGAUGGCUUCCCGACGGUGGCAAAACACGAUAGAGAACCCAAGUCUUGAACAGCGUUUCUCAAAAAUGUCUUCUCAAAGGUGGCAAAAAACGACAGAGCGCCAAACUCUUGAGCAGCUUUUCUCGAAAAUGGCUUCCCAACGGUGGAAAAACACGAUAGAGAACCCAAGUCUUGAGCAGCUUUUCUCAAAAAUGUCUUCUCAAAGGUGGCAGAAAACGAUAGAGAAACCAACUCUUGAGCAGCUUUUCUCUAAAAUGACUUCACGACGGUUGCAAAACGCGAUAGAGAACCAAACUCUUGAGAUCAAAAUCAUAUCAGCCAAUGAUGUCAGAUAUAUCGAUGGUAAGGACAAGAUGGACGUGUAUGCCGUCGUUUCAAUGAAAGACGACUAUACUCAAACGAAACAAGCGGCCAAAACACCCAUUGACUACGAUGGUGGUUGCAACCCGACUUGGAAUCACACCGUUAAGUUCUCCGUCAACGAGAAAGCAGCUGGUGAAGGCCUAUUGACCGUUAACGUCAAGUUAUAUAGCUAUUGGCUCGAAGGAGAGGAUGAUCUUUACUUGGGAGAAGUCAGCGUGUCUCUCCAAGAGCUUCUUGCCUACAAUCCGCUUCCACCAUUUGCUAACGGUAACGUCAAUAAAAUGAAGUUGGUGACUUAUCCUAUCAAAACCAUAGAGGAAGCAAAACGAAAUGCAAAGCUGAGCUUCUCAUACCGGUUCAACUCGGUUAAAGAUAUUUAUCCAAAUCCGGGUCCAACGGGAUCAUGUCAGCCAGUCAUAUAUUCACCUCAAUUACAUACCACCACGGUGACAAAACUAACCUUAGAGCUCGUGAUCAAAUGUGCCAAGGACAUAGAGAAAGUCACCAAUAUCCUCGACGAGAUGGACGUAUAUGCUUUGGUUACUAUCCGUGACGGACGAGAAGUCUCUGCCUGAAUUCAACCAUCGCUUUCUUUUCAACUUCCGUUAAGCACAUACAGGUCGUUGCAAAGCAUCUUGGUACCCAAAGGUUAUGCUGGAUCUUUAUUUCCAAAUUUAGGCAUCUCAGGUCUUUCUUGCUUUCCAACUCAUUUGAGAUUCACAUAGUCUCGUUGGCAAGCUUCUUCGGUAGUUCAGAGUGCAGGGCAUUCUGCAUGGCGAAUUCUCUUGAGUUUUCAUCACUCAAAGUCUUCUCCGACAAUUCAACGCUCAUCAGAGCUAUCUUCGGCAACAUCCAGUCCAAAGAAAUCAUCGGAAUCGUCUCAGACAUCCGCUCGAUCUCCUCUGGUUUUGCAACAAUCGUGUUUUCUCGCUUCUUUAGAUCGGAAAACUUGUUUGUCUACAAUUUAGCUAAGCAGGCUUUACAGCCUUUUCUUCUUUGUACUGAACUCUUUGGGGUUAAGCCAUCGUUUUAGGCUUCUCUUCUUUCUAUUUUAAUGAAAAUUUCUGUGACAAAAAAAAAAAAAAAAACUAUCCGUGACGGUAAGAAAAGUGUUAAGCAUAAGAGCAGUACGCCUGCUGUUUUCUGCGCCUAUCAAAACCCAAAGUGGGACCACGCCGUUGAGUUCUCCCUCGACGAGCCGUUAGCUAGAGACGGGAGUUUGACCCUAUUCCUUGAAUUGAUGAGUCUCCGACCUUUCUUGGGAGACAAGCAAAUAGGACAUGUCAACGUCUCGAUCCAGGAGCUUUUACGUUUGAAACUGCCGUUAACAAACGGUGAUAGUAACGAUAUGAUGUUAGUGACCGAGAGUGUUUCAGGUUCGUAUGGCAAAAAAGGAACGUUGAGCUUUGCUUAUAGGUUUCUUGCGGAACAAGUUACACUUCUCAAGCCAUCACCAUCCACAAACCGUCUACCCGUCUCAUAUCAGACACAACAACAACAAUCCCAACCACCACCACAGAACUCGCAGUAGUCUAGACCACAACAUGAUACACAUUCACAUCCAUAUCAGUCAAAUGGAUACCAACAACAUUCACCACCCGAACCACUACCACAACAUCAGUUCCCGAGACCACUUCAAAAGCCGACACAAGCACAGGCGCAAUCCACGACCAGAAGUGUAUCCGCAAGAGGAUAGCAUCGCAGAGAUAGGAUUAGGGAGGUCGGUUUUGGGACGAGUAAAAGAUGGAGAAUAAGUAGCAUGAUUCGAUGAAGUGAAGAUCGUUUAUUUGUGUGCAAGUUAUUAUGUUUUCUGGUUGGAACUUGGGUUGUCUUGUGACUUCUUAAUUUGAUACUUGUGUCCUCGCUUGUUUGCUUUCACAUGGGAAUUUGUAAUACGAAAUUUUCCUUCGGAGUUGAUAUGUUGUAUUCAAGUUCAACACACUAAUCCCCAUCUAUACCUAGAAUGAAUCUAGUGAGUGCAUAUCGAAUAUAAAGUAAAAUUCCCUUGCUUAUGGGGCAAUGCCAUAAAAUUUUUAAAAUUUAUAAAAAAAUCACAUUUUGUUCUAUUAGUAUUGGAUCAAAAUAUAUUAAAAAUGUAUCAACUAUUCCUAAAUUUAUUUUUAUAAUAAAUUAUACAUUAACCCAAAUCAAUUGUAAAUAUUAAAAUCACAAAUAAAAAUUUAUGAAAAUUUUAAAUAUUU
Molecule: messenger RNA, 2615 nt
Organism: Brassica napus (rape)
Lineage: Eukaryota; Viridiplantae; Streptophyta; Magnoliopsida; Brassicales; Brassicaceae
Exons: 1
Coding region: 54-989 (311 amino acids)
Biological process (GO): defense response
Source: RefSeq, a predicted model, not a curated record